GAUUUUGAUUCAGUGCUUUAAAAUCAUAGACAAAGCUCAGAGAAUUAUCUGAGACGGCUGUGAACCCCGUGUGAAGUGUCAGAAUAUUCUUUAUUUUGUUUAUUUAUUUAUUACCAAAUCUUCAACUGACAUUUGAGUCACAUUCUCAAGAAAACAUGAAUAAAACAAAAAAUAAGAAAGCAUCAUUGGUUAUUAGGAACAUGCUAAAAUUAGCAAGCUAGCUAAUGUUAACAACAAGUAACAUCAUUUUGAAAGAACUAUGUGACGGUAAACACCGAGACAACAAGUCGUUAACGUUCAUCAAACUUUUAAUUUUGUGAAUAGCCUUUGUCACUGUUCACGUGGUUGUUGUUUAAUAAAGUUAUUCAUGAAAAAGUCCACUGUUGCUAGGAUACGCUAAACUAUCCCCCUCUGUUGCAAGGACGGAGCCAACUGAGUCUUGUGCGAAUCACAGAGAAGUUUGAGACUGACGGUAACGGCCGGUUCACAGGUCACAACGGCGGGAUGGAGAUUGUCCACGUUUACACGAAGCUCCGCGAAGAGUUUGGCCGCCAGGCUAUAUUCUCUGACCGGCCUGCUGAGCUGCUGGUGGACGUCCUCCCGGACCCGAGUCUGGGUCUGCAGUUCAUCGAGAAAACCCCCAGAGACCAGGCGUUGCAGGCCUGCCUAGACAUGUCCGAACACCAGGUGAACACGGAGCGAUUCGAGUCGGACAGCUGUGGGAUAAACCACGUGGAGGGGGGUUGGCCCAAAGACGUCAACCCCCAGGAGAUGGAACAAACCAUCCGCUUCAGGAAGAAGGUGGAGAAAGACGAGAGCUACAUCAACAGCACCUUGCAUCUGGGCAGCGUCAUGGAGCACUGCAACAGACAGAACAACGCCGUGGACAUCUACCAGGUGUACUUUGAGGACGAGGAGGAGGUCGAGGAAAGUCUGGAGCCGCCAUCUGCCAAGACCAUCAAUGUCUUCAGAGAUCCUAACGAAGUGAAACGUACCGUCACCGGUCUGUCUUGGCAUCCUGACAGCGGCAGGAAGCUGGCAGCCGCCUACUCCUGCCUCGAGUUCCAGAAAACCUCCAAAGACAUGAGCCUGGACUCCUACAUCUGGGACGUUGAGAAUCCGAACAGACCAGAGAUGACUCUGAAGCCGGCGUCGCCGCUCGUCUGUCUGGACUAUAAUCCCAAAGACUCACACACUCUGGUGGGAGGCAGCUACAACGGGCAGAUCGCAUACUGGGACACCCGGAGAGGCAGCCAGCCGGUGGAGUUUUCCUCUGUGGAGCAGAGUCACAGAGACCCAGUCUACAAGAUCAUCUGGCUGCAGUCCAAGACCGGGACAGAUGCAUUCUCUGCCUCCACCGAUGGACAAGUUCUGUGGUGGGAUGUUCGCAAGUUGAGCGAGCCCACAGAGCGUCUGGUUCUGGACCUGGGCAGGGAGGGGAACCUGGAUCGAGCUUUAGGAGCCAUCUCUCUGGAGUUUGAGGCCACCAUGCCGACGAAAUUCAUGGUGGGGACGGAGCAGGGCGUGGUUGUCUCCUGUAACAGGAAGGCAAAGACUCCAGCCGAGAAGAUUGUUUGUACAUACGACGGUCACCACGGGCCCGUCUACGCCCUGCAGAGGAACCCCUUCUUCCCCAAAAACUUCCUCACUGUGGGGGACUGGACUGCCCGCAUCUGGUCUGAGGACAUCAAGGAAUCGUCCAUCAUGUGGACCAAAUAUCAGAUGUCGUAUCUGAUGGACGCCUGCUGGAGUCCAGUCAGACCCUCUGUCUUCUUCACUGUAAAGAUGGAUGGCGUGUUGGACGUCUGGGACAUCCUGUUCAAACAGAAUGACCCCACGCUCAGUCUCAAGGUGUGUGAUGAGGCUCUGUACAGCCUUCGUGUUCAGGAUAACGGGCGUUUGGUGGCAUGCGGCUCUCAGCAGGGCGGAGCCACGCUGCUGGAAAUUUGCUCCGGACUGUCGACCCUCCAGAAGAAUGAGAAAAGUCUGCUGGCUGCUAUGUUUGAGCGUGAGACGAAGCGAGAGAAGAUCCUGGAGGCUCGACAGAGAGAGAUUCGUCUGAAGGAGAGGAGUCGAUCGGAGCAGAGCAGAGAGGAGGAGGGAGGUCGAGAGGAAGGGGAAGAGAGUCCAGAUCAGCUGAUCGUCAGAGCUGAGAACGACUUCUACAGCGUGGUGGAGACGGAGCUGAGGAAGAGGAGGGAGAGGGAGGACGAGGCAAACCGGGAGAAAGGUGUCUGUGAAGAAAAAGAAGUGAAGAACGAAGUGGAAGCUUCAGAAACAUCACAGUGAAUAAAAAUGUUUCUGUCAUUACAAUGAUCCUUCAUUGUUUAAUUUAAAUGUAAUGAACUGAGAGUGUUUUCAGUCAAAUGUUUGAUUCUAGCUCAGGGUAAAAUGUCCAGUGAUUGUGAAUUUUGUUCAAUAAAAAGAAUUUAUAAUUA
This is a messenger RNA of Seriola aureovittata, 2438 nucleotides long. RefSeq names its product dynein, axonemal, intermediate chain 2b (gene dnai2b). The record is from RefSeq and is a predicted model, not a curated record. NCBI's taxonomy places the organism in Eukaryota, Metazoa, Chordata, Actinopteri, Carangiformes, Carangidae. The transcript has 12 exons. Bases 505 to 2289 code for a protein of 594 amino acids. Gene Ontology annotation, biological process: outer dynein arm assembly; cilium movement. Gene Ontology annotation, molecular function: dynein heavy chain binding; dynein light chain binding. Gene Ontology annotation, cellular component: outer dynein arm.